This is a messenger RNA of Polyodon spathula (Mississippi paddlefish), 3897 nucleotides long. Its product is annotated as transforming growth factor beta-1 proprotein-like. Lineage: Eukaryota; Metazoa; Chordata; Actinopteri; Acipenseriformes; Polyodontidae. Gene Ontology annotation, cellular component: extracellular region. The record is from RefSeq and is a predicted model, not a curated record. The coding region runs from base 1200 to 2345 and encodes 381 amino acids. The transcript is spliced from 7 exons. Gene Ontology annotation, biological process: BMP signaling pathway; transforming growth factor beta receptor signaling pathway; SMAD protein signal transduction. Gene Ontology annotation, molecular function: cytokine activity; type II transforming growth factor beta receptor binding; type III transforming growth factor beta receptor binding.
CAACCAAACCACAAUAAAACUCGGAAGUUCGUUUCAGUCUCAGAGACUGGAGAGAGUGUAUGGAGAUCUGUUUCAAAAACUUUCUAGCUUGCAGCUUUUUUUUCUUCUUCUAAAAAUUGACAAUUAUACAGAGAGAGAGAAACUAAAGGACCAGAAUUUAUGUAUUAUUAUUAUUAUUAUUUUUAUUAUUACAUGCUGUGUGUGUGUGUGUGUGUGUGUGUACUUUAUAACUUUGUAAAUGAAAAUCUGGGAUGAAAUGAGAUUUAUGAAAUAGGGGAUUAUAAAAGUGAAUUUUAUCUUUUCAUUUACAUUAAUUUUGUUAUUGAGUUUUUUUUGGGGGGGGGUGGUUUGUUUCUUUAAACAAGAAAAGGCUGCAGUCUGUGGACACGCUAGCGGCUGAGGAAGUAGAAACAGAAGACAUCACGCUGCAAGCUUCUGUUUUUCCAUUCAGUUCUGCUUUUACUUUACUGUAAGAGACGAAUCAGUCUUUCUUUUUUUUAAUUUGCGUUCUGGUGUUUUUCUUUUAAAUAUUUUGGUGUUUCUGCAGCGCUGGGCAGCGAUCACUGAAUGAAUGAACGCUGUUGGAAGGAAUACCCAAUCGCUCCAACAUCCAGUAACCUGUUUAGUUUUGGAGAGUUUAAAAGACUAUUUUGUGUUUCAUCUUUUAAUAAUACAUUUUUUAUUAAUUAAUCUUAUUCUAGAUGGUGGGGGAAUAGAAUUAAAAUAAUACAUAAAUAUAUAUUAUAAAAACUGUAUGUAGUGUUUGUUUUGUUUUAAUCCACGGAUACAUAUCAUUUCAAGAAAUCUGUCUGCUGCUUUGUUUUGUUCGUAAUUAUCAUUAUUAUUAGAAUUCUCUGUAUAUCACGAAGGCACUUGAUUAUUUUCUCACGUUAUUUUUCUAAGAAAAGAUACAACUUGAGGACGGCGAAAGAAACAUUUUUCAAACUUGGUUUAGCAGUUCUCAUUGUCGUCGUCAUCAUUAUUAGAAUCCCAUCCAUUUUUUAAGACAAGGAAGGAAGGAAGGAAGGAAGGAAGGAAGGAGCUGUCUUGACAGUUUUCUUAGAACUGCAAAAAGUAAAAACUUGUAAAACUUAAGGAAGCAAGUGGUUAAGUAGUUGUGUGAUCUCCGUUCCCCACCACACACACAAACACACACACACACACACACACCCAGUGGAGAGACACAGACAGAGAGAGAGAUGGAGCUGAAGAGCUUUCUGCUCCUGUGCUCGGCUCUCCUCCAGUUCCUGCCCUGGACUCUCUGCAUGUCCACCUGCAAGACCCUGGACAUGGAGCUGGUGCGCAAGAAGAGGAUAGAAGCGAUCAGGGGCCAGAUCCUCAGCAAGCUGAAGUUCUCCAAGGAGCCCGGGAGCGAGAGUGAGGAGCCAGCUGUGCCCCAGGAGAUCGUCUCUCUCUACAACAGCACCCUGGACAUGGUGCAGGAGAGCGCCCGGGAACAGACGGAGAGCGCCUUUCGAGAGAACCCCCAGGAGGAGUACUUUGCAAAGGAGCUGCACAAGUUCGUCAUGACCAGAAGUAAGUCUCUCGCCCGGAUCCAGAUAUUCUUCAACAUGUCUCAGAUGAGGAGGAACAUCUCUAGCGAGGCCCUGAUUCACUACGCAGAGCUGAGGCUGUUCGUGAAGCAGUCCACCUUGCAGCCUGAGAAGGAGCAGAGAAUAGAGCUGUACAAGGGCAUCGAGGGCGAUGUACCUGACUCUCGGUUUGUAUCGCAGCAGGACCUGAGUUCGUGGAUUUCUUUCGAUGUGACGAAAGCCGUCAAGGAGUGGAUGCAGAGCAGCGAGGAGGAGCAGGGCUUUGAGCUCAAACUGCACUGCCCUUGUGGGGCUCAAGCUGAGACCUUUAAAGUCACAUUUUACAGUCUUGAAAAUGUACGCGGGGACCGCCGCUCGAUCGCCGCCAUUCAGAAUUAUAAGACCCCCCACAUCCUGCUCAUGUCAGUCCCGCAGGAUCGGUCCGAAUCACCAGGAUCGUCCCGGAGCAAACGAGACGUGGCGUCACAGUCCUGCCUGGGCUCCACAGAGAAGAAUUGCUGUGUGCAACCUCUUUACAUCGACUUCCGCAAGGAUCUGGGCUGGAAGUGGAUUCACGAGCCCAAAGGAUACUACGCCAACUUCUGCAUGGGGCCCUGUACCUUCAUCUGGAACGCAGAUAACAGAUACUCACAGAUCCUGUCUCUCUAUAACCAUCACAACCCAGGAGCGUCCGCCCAGCCCUGCUGCGUCCCCCAGGUCCUAGAGCCCCUCCCCAUCCUCUACUACGUGGGGAGACAGCACAAGGUGGAGCAGCUGUCUAACAUGGUCGUCAAGUCUUGCAAGUGCAGCUGAGAGAGCGACAGAGUGGGGGCUCGAACCCGCAACCCCUCCCCCCCAAUCCCUCCCUGGACACCCCACCCCAAAGACUGCACGGGGCAGGGGGUGGCUAGAUUUAGCAUCCUUAUUUAUUUAUAAAAAACAUGAGAAAAAAUGGGUCCAUUGAUUUCAUUGCAGGUACGCCUGGACUCAAGUUUGCAAACCUGCAAUUUAGUGAUUCGGUGGACUUGACUUGGUUUAACUUGAGUGGCUGACUGAAUGGCUUUUCUCAAAAGCAGAUGUCAAACUUGUUUUUUGUUUUGUUUUGUUUAAAUAGAAGUCUUGUUUGUUGUUGGAUAUGUUACCACGGGUCUGUGUGUGUGUGUGUGAGCUAACUUUUAGUCCACAAAUUUCCUCCCAGCCAGUUGAACCACUGUGUCCCGCUGUUCCUUUAAACUGUGCAUUUUAUUUUGCCCAGCAAAACCAAGAUGCGGGGUGCAUUGAGUGUAGGAAACCAGCUUGGGUGUGACUUACUAUUAAAUACACAGUAAAACCAGGAAUUGAUCAAAUCGCUAUGCAGUGAGAGUCUUAUUUCUGCAGGAUCUGAACUUCAACAUGCCAGCUAUUUAAUAAUCCUGACACUGAAUCUUAUAACUCUCACUGAUGUCGUGGAUUAAAGCGAAGGUGAACCACUGUGAACCACCCGGAGCGGAGGGCAAGCACGUGGAAGGAUUUCAGACGGACCCAGCGAGACUGCAAGACUUUAUCCCACGAGUUCUGAAACCGCACAAGCUUAGUAAAAACAAUAGAAAAAAAAUUAUAAAAAAAAAAAAAAAACAGCUAUCUUGUUAGAUUUCGAAAUGUCACAUUGUUCAAUUUUUUCUCUCUAAGUAUAUGAGAAAACUCCAAAGCGGUGUGUAAUUCAAUAUGUCAAUGUAACAUUUUUCAGCAGGUUUCAUUCGAAUUUAAUGACGGAAAAUCAGUUCUUUCUCUAGGGGGAUGCAAAACUGUUGGCCACAGGUGUUCUGAUACUUGUAUUUGCCUUUUUAAGAAGUGUUUUAUCAGAAGGUAUUAAAUAAGUUAAUGUGUGGACUUCCAAACAAGAAAAGCUGUCCUCCACUUACCUUUACAAUGGUCCUACUCAAUGGCAAUUAACUUAGCACUGAGAGUUUUAAAAGCUGAUUUGGAAGCGGAUUAUCCUGUCAUCCGGGGCGUUGAUGUUUUUACUGACGCAGUGAGGCUGUGAACUGGCAGUGCCGAGAAGGGACGGGAGAGGUAUGAUGGUGUCUCCUUCUACACAUGCAGGGAGGAGAGGGGAAAGGGAGAGGGAGGGAACAGGUCAGGGCUUUCUUGUUGUCAAGGCACCUGUCAUUGUGGUGUAACAUCAUUUUUUCCCCUGUCAAAACAAAACCACGUUGUUAAUGUUUGUAUUCUUCUUCUUCUUCUUCUUCUUAUUAUUAUUAUUAGAUUUUAUUACUUCAUGAUGAACUGCUUGUAUACUGCUGGUGGGGGUAGUUGAUGUAAAAGUCUCUGUUGCUGUUGUUUUUUUCACUUGUAAUGUUUAAAUAAACACUUUUUUUUUUUUUUU